AUGUUCUCAAGAACCGCCCUUUCUGCGGCCACGACCCACGCCCUCCGACCACGCAUCAACCCCUUCCUCUCCCCGCGCUUCACCUCGCUCCACCAACAGACCUCGCGACUCCUGUCAAAUGAGGUGCGGACGGCAAUCGACAAGGCCGUUGCGACCGCGCCGAUCGUGCUGUUCAUGAAGGGUACUCCGGAGAUGCCCCAAUGCGGUUUCUCACGCGCGAGCAUCCAAAUCCUGGGUCUUCAAGGUGUCAACCCGGAGAAGUUUACUGCGUUCAACGUCCUUGAGGAUCCGGAGUUGCGACAAGGUAUCAAAGAAUACUCGGAUUGGCCGACUAUCCCACAAUUAUACGUCGACAAGGAAUUCAUCGGCGGUACGGACAUUCUGAUGUCCAUGCACCAGGAUGGCAGCUUGGCGAAGCUGCUUGAGGAGAAGGGCGUUCUGGUGCCCGCUGAGAGUGAAGGAGAGAGCUCACCGUGA
Dissoconium aciculare CBS 342.82 is the source of this 477-nucleotide messenger RNA. RefSeq names its product monothiol glutaredoxin-5. The transcript has 3 exons. The coding region runs from base 1 to 477 and encodes 158 amino acids. Lineage: Eukaryota; Fungi; Ascomycota; Dothideomycetes; Mycosphaerellales; Dissoconiaceae. The record is from RefSeq and is a predicted model, not a curated record.